Messenger RNA from Brassicogethes aeneus, 688 nucleotides. NCBI's taxonomy places the organism in Eukaryota, Metazoa, Arthropoda, Insecta, Coleoptera, Nitidulidae. The record is from the annotation of a GenBank genome assembly.
CCACAAACGUCAACGGUCAACAUUUAAAAACAUCUUAAAAAACGACAUUUUUUCAGUGUUAAAAAAGCGUUACAAAAAGAACAAAAGCAUAUUGAAAUUAAGUUAUUCAUAUAGAUUAGAUUCGGCUAUAUUUAACAUGAUGUUCUCUUCGCCGAAUGUACGGGUUUUCUCCCAUGAAAAUUCUGAAAACGCGAUUUCCCGUAAACCGGGGCAGAAUGCGAUAUUGAGAAAACCGUUUACGUCCAUUGGAGUUAAUAGUACACCAGCGAAAUCUCCGCUACACAAGCAGAAUGUAGCAGGUAAAAAAAUGAAUGACAAAGUGGCAUGUUCCUCAUAUCAUGACAAAGUGGCGACUACAAAAACUGAAGAGGUGUUUGUAGAUGAUUAUAUGUUUUCAUAUAGAAGUGAAAAAGACGAUUUUAAUGACAUAUGGGCAGGUUACAGUGAUGAGAUUUUUCCACAAAUGGUUUGCAAUGAUAUUAGAAACUUUUGUGGUGCCACACCAAAAACUCCAGAACCACAAAAUGAAUUUGAUAUAGAUUCAAUAUUUUUUACAGUCUCCGAGCCAGUUUUAUUCAUUCCUGAACAAAUGAAUGCUUCUUUUGAUAAAUUACCAGAAUUUGAAGAUUCAAUUGAAUCUGUAGGUACUCCUCAUAUUGAUUUUGAUGAAUUUAAUGACUCAGUUUAA